AUGCGGUUGUCAGCCACUUACGAUAUUUAUACUCUGCCUCAAGUAGAGUCAAGUACCAGUGGAACAAAAACGUAUAUUGUCGUGAUACCCAACCACUGCGCCAGUGGUUGGACUCCGCCCAACUAUCUUCACCCCAUCACAUCUCACAAAUUGUACUCAUCUCUCUGCCUCCCAGUUACGCUCUACGGGUCAGAGCUUUGGUCCCUCACAAAAACUGACCUAACAAUGUUGGAAAGAAUCCAUAGAAAAAUCCUACAUACGAUUCAGGGCCUCCCUACCAGAUGUCCCUCGCUAGCACUCACAAGUCUUAUCCGAUUCCUCUCUGGCUGUGAUGGCCUAGAACUAGAUGCAUUAAGGUUUAGAUACAGGACAACAAAUGCCGCACCGGGUGAUGCAAUUUGCAAACUCUGCAACCUAGAAGAUGAAUCACCCUCCCACUUCUUGUCAACCUGCCCAACUCUCUCCUCACCCAGAGAGGCUCUCAUAGCUGUUACUCCGAUUAGCGUGAGAGCUCACAUCACUAUAAGGACCUCUGCGGUCUGCUGCUUGGUCUCGUUUGGCCUUUAG
This is a messenger RNA of Halichondria panicea, 567 nucleotides long. RefSeq lists its product as uncharacterized. NCBI's taxonomy places the organism in Eukaryota, Metazoa, Porifera, Demospongiae, Suberitida, Halichondriidae. Bases 1 to 567 code for a protein of 188 amino acids. The record is from RefSeq and is a predicted model, not a curated record. The transcript is spliced from 2 exons.